Molecule: messenger RNA, 4589 nt
Organism: Sorex araneus (European shrew)
Lineage: Eukaryota; Metazoa; Chordata; Mammalia; Eulipotyphla; Soricidae
Gene: SNAP47
Product: synaptosome associated protein 47
Exons: 6
Coding region: 287-1549 (420 amino acids)
Biological process (GO): exocytosis; synaptic vesicle priming; synaptic vesicle fusion to presynaptic active zone membrane
Cellular component (GO): SNARE complex; plasma membrane
Molecular function (GO): syntaxin binding; SNAP receptor activity
Source: RefSeq, a predicted model, not a curated record
ACGCAGCGCGACCCGCGCUCCGGCUCCGCGGCGACCCCGGACUCUGCAGGCGGUGCGGGACCCCACGGCCGUCUCCGCGCCUCCGGCGGCUCGGCAGGAAUGUCCCUACUUGAUCUUCAUGGACUUGGGCUUGUGGAGGAAGGCACUAUGGAAAUCUCUGCUAAGAGGAACUGCAGCCACGAUUCUCCUCUGCUUUUCAGUGGGAUUCAUGGAGCCCAAAUACCUCUCUCAUGUGUUAUAUAAGAUAGAGUAGCCUUGGCCCAGAUAUAGCUGACCAAGGAACCAAAUGAGCAGAGACAUCUGUGUCCACACAUGGCCAUGCUCCUACUACUUAGAACUUGAGAAGCGAUGGGUCCCAGGAAAACUUGCACUGACUUCUCUCUCGCUGAAAUUCACAACUGAUAAAACUGGAGAAAUUCUGGUCGACUUCCCGCUUGCCAGUAUAAUUGAAAUCAAGAAAGAGGCUUCUCAUUUCAUCUUCAGUUCUAUCACCAUCCUGGAAAAGGAUCACAUCAAGCACUGGUUCAGCGCCUUGCAGCCAAGUCGUAAUGCUGUUUUCAGCAUCAUUGAGCAUUUCUGGAGAGAGCUGCUGCUAUCUCAGCCAGGAGCUGCUGCUGGGCUGGCAUCCUCCCCUGUGACCAAAGGGAAGGAGCUGACCAGUCUGAUGGCCUGUUCCCAGAAGCGUCUGGAAGAUGCAGCCAAAGUCCUCCACCAUCAGGGUGAGCAGAUUGACAGCAUCGCAAGAGGCCUGGACCAGAUGGAAUCUGAUCUAGACGUGGCAGACAGGCUGCUGACAGAACUGGAAUCUCCUUCUUGGUGGCCCUUUGGCUCUAAGCUCUGGAAGACACCAUCAGAAAUGAGGCCCAGAAAAGAUGCCUCCACGGCGAGUUCCAAACCUCUUGGGAAAGAAGGGAUACUGAUUCAAGUUGCUGCUGUUAUUUCUCAGAAAGCAGAAUCCCAGGUGAAGCCAGGAAGGCUCACGCUAUUGGUGUCUGGGUUGGAGAUCCAUGAUUCAAAUGCUUUGCUCAUGCACAGAUUUGAAAGAGAUGAUGUGGAUGACAUUAAGGUUCACACACCUUAUGAGAUCAGCAUCCGCCAGCGGUUCAUUGGGAAACCGGACAUAGCUUAUCGCUUAAUAUCUGCCAAGAUGCCUGAGGUCAUCCCCAUUUUGGAAGUGCAGUUCAGCAGGAAGAUUGAGAUGUUGGACGAUGCCUCAAUGCUGCAAAGCACUGGACCCUCCUCCACAGCAGAGAAGGGCAGCUCGGUGUGGCGUGCAGCAUCUGAGCUGAUGUACCACAGCCUUUCAGGAGAGCCAUCCUCAGGAAACCAGGAAGGCAAGUCUCUCCAGCUGCAGGCCAGCGAGCCACCGAUUUCUGAGGGGGAAGCUCAGGAGCUGAAACAGAUUCUUAGAAAGCUGAAGAGUCUUGCCUUGGAUGCUGAAACAGAGCUGGAGAGACAGGAAGAGGCCCUGGAUGGCAUCACCUCAGCCGUGGACCGCACAACUGUGACCAUCAACAAGCAUAACUGUCGAAUGAAAAGACUGACCUAGAAGGAAAAGAAAGCAUGGAGGUGACCACUCAGAACAGACUCACUUCUUUGAGCAUGUCAACCCCUGCACGCUUCCCAAGACAAGAGCUGGGAGGUGACUCACAGCCACAGGCAGGUAGAAGGGCCGUGUAGGGGCCACAUGCACUGCAGCUCGUCCACCGUGGCAGCCUGAGGGAGCCCCACAGCCAUGCUCAGCAGCACUUCCUUUAGAAGUGACCACUUACACAUCGAGCAAUCCCAGUUCUUCAGCCAAAUGCCCUGCAUUUUCAUCCUUUCUCCAUGCUUGCCAGGGUCAAAGAACAAGUUUCAUCGUUAGGAAAGAAAUCUUUCAGUUUCUAACUAGGGAUCAUGCAUGACAGGUCUUAACCUGCCUUCUCCUCAGGCUGUGUGGGUCCCUUUACCUUGAAUUGGUUCCCUUUUUUGUUUGGAGGAUAGCCAGUUUCCUGUUUUGUAAAAUUCUAACUGAAGCUCAGAGCCUAGCAUGCCAGUUGUCAUCCUACACAUAAACACCUGAAACAUUUUCUAACAUAAACAUAGUAAGUUAACAUGCCUACUUUAUGUCCUUUGCAUGCAGGACCCCUUCUUGCAUCCACUGUACUGCAUGGUCUGACCACGACCAAUCAGGACCCAAAAAAACAAUAAAAAGAGGGGCUGGAGCGAUAGCACAGCAGGUAGGGCACUUGCCUUGCACGCAGCCAACCCGGGUUCUAUUCCCAGCAUCCCAUAGGGUCCCCUGAGCACCACCAGGAGUAAUUCCUGAGUGCAGAGCCAGGAGUAACCCCUGAGCAUCGCCGGGUGUGACUCAAAAAGAAAAAAAAAAGAUAAGACUUUUGGCGGCCGUAGCAACAGUACAAUGAGUAGGAUGUUUACCUUGCACCCUGCCAACCUGGGUUCUGUCCUCAGCAUCUCAUAAGGUACCCUGAGCCCACUAGGGGUGAUCCCUGAACACAGAGCCAAGAGUAGGCCGUGAACACAGCUGGGCAUGCAAGAAACAACAACAAAAAGAAUUUUGUUCUUUCUUGCCCAGUUUAUAUCCAAAAGCAAAAGAAAUGCUAGUUUUCGAAUAUUCUUAAGGUAGCACUGACUGGUGCUGCUUUUUACCUGGCUCUGUGACUAAGUUGGCAGUCCCUGGGAAAGUUCUGGGGGGAGAGGUGGAUCCCGCCCAGCCCCACUCCAUACAGACCAGUUUGACUGCCCUGAGUGUCUAUGCGUGGACCAGAGUGUGUGUGCUAGCUCUGCUGGGACGGCACUCUGCCCACCCCCUUCACUCACUGUCCCAGUGAUCCUCCAAACCAGGUGAGUGAGUGCCAUGGGGCAGAGGUGACGAGAAGCUCAGUACAGCAGACCUGUACCCACCAGGUCUGGAGGCGAGGGCACUAAGAUCAGGACAAGGCCUGGCAAGUGCCCCCCAGAGGCCCUGCCAGCAGGUCCUGCCUGCUUCUUCCAGCUGCUGGUGUCCCCCUCCUCCCCAGCCCCAGGCAACCCUCGUUGGUUUCUGGAUGGCUCCGGUGACCAUCGCCCCGGUCUCUUCUCCCCUCUUCCUGUUACGAGGACACCUGUCAUCGCAUUCUGGACCCUCUCUAACCAGGGUCAUCUCCCCAUAUCAAUCCUGGCCUUGAUUCCAUCUGGAAAACAUUCUGGGGUUAGGUGAGCAUGAAUUUGGAGUGUCCAGGAUGCUCAGCCGUAGGGAAGCAGACCCAUUACCAGACAGGGCAAGGGGCAUGUCUAGACAGCCACUGUCACAAGCCCUUCCUACUCGCCGUUCUCAGUCAGAUAAAUUAGUAGAAGCAAUGUGCUUUGUGUCACUUCAAAAUGAAGUCAGCUUGUCCUUUCAUAGCUCCUUAUCCUCACCCAUUAUUACCAUUUCUCACCCUUAUAACCUGAAGCAUAAUAGAAAAAAAAUGCACCUGCCGAACUGCGCUGGCUUCUGGACUCCAAGCACACACAUUGUCCUGCUUUCCCAACUGCUAGUGUGUAAAACUCAAGUGACAAAAUCCACGAAGGACCCCACAUUGCCAUGGUCUGAAUCAGGCUAGGCUGUCUCCUACAUGUUUACUUCCUAGAUGGCAUCCACCCUCACUUCCAAGUCAGGCCCAUAUGUGUUUCUCAUGGAGUUUCUCCCCACCACAUGUUUGGGACACAGGGACAGGGACAAACUGUUUGCCUUGUUUCUGUGUCUACAGAGAAUAGUCUCUGAAUCAGGUUUCUCUCAUAGGCUGUGCUUCUGUUCAGUUUCACACACUCCAGAAAGCUGACGGGAGACACCCCUCACGCAGCCUGGCAUUGAUACCACCACUGGGCUGACACGUCACCCAGAAUUCUGACUCUUGUGCUGGGAGUCGGCGAUGAGCAGUGUCUUUCUCUCUAAAGACAUGGCCGGGCUGAGCAGGAACAACCACUUCAGCUUGGUCUCCCACGCCAUUUUCGCGAAGAUAGCCUGGACUAGUGAGCAAAUGAGCAUGUUCUGUUCCAAUAAAAUCGUAAAAUUAGAAUUCCGUAUGUGCAUUUCAUGUCACAAAUUGUUAUUCAUUGUUAUUUUCCUUAGUGACUUGAAAACUGAGCAGGCCGCUCGUUUGCAGGCCCCAGGAUAGGCUGGUGCCCAACAGACACAUCCUGUGCGGGUGCUGGCUGCCUGGCCAGGUCUGUCCUGCAAGGAGAGUCACUCAGCUCCCUGGCCCCACACUCCAGCCACGUGAAGCCCAGGGCUGCAGCCCAGACAGUUUUGUCUCUCUUCAGGCCGCAGCUCUAGGAAGGGCAGAGUGUGGUGGGUGUUGGCUGGGCUGAUCCUACAAGUAAUUUCUCUAGAGGCCAAAUCAGCACAUCAGAAAUUUCACAGGUAGAGAAAACAAAAUUCCAUCAGUGCUUAAGACUUCUCAGGCCUGGGGAUAGCUCAGUGGCAGAGUAUGUGACCCCCAGCACUGCCCCAGAGCCACACAACUGCAGGCCCAAGGCCGACCAUGGCCACGCGUAGGCCCCUGCCACACUGAUAACAACAAUGAAAGGAAGGAACGAAUCAAACCAAUCUGGUCCUACUUUAUUUU